GUCAAGUUGACAUCUCCGGUGACUAUACGCACACACACACACAUACACACACACACAGACACACACAGACACACACAGUGAGACUAGUUCAGUGUUUACGUUGGAAGAUCAUCACUCCGAUUAAAGAGUAAAGAGGAAUUCCCAUGGAAGUGAGCUCAUGGAGCGGUACCAGUCUCUGGGUCUGCUCGGAGAGGGCAGUUAUGGCUCGGUGCUGAAGUGCCGGCACCGGGACUCCGGCCGCCUGGUGGCCAUCAAGAAGUUUGUGGACUCAGACGAUGACAAGACGGUGAAGAAGAUCGCUCUGAGGGAGAUCAAGCUGCUCCGGCAUCUUCGUCACGUGAACCUGGUGGACCUGCUGGAGGUGUGGAGGCGUCGCCGGCGCUGGUACCUGGUGUUUGAGUUUGUGGAGCGGACUCUCCUGGAUGAUCUGGAGCUCCACCGAGGUGGACUGGACCUGGACACCAGCCGUCAGUACCUGUACCAGGUCCUGAGGGCCACAGCCUUCUGCCACCAGCAGAAUAUCAUCCACCGGGACAUUAAGCCAGAGAACGUCCUCAUCUCUCAGGGGGGCGUGGUCAAGCUGUGCGACUUCGGCUUCGCCCGCACGCUAGUGGGCGACGUCUUCACCGACUAUGUCUCCACUCGCUGGUACAGAGCUCCUGAGCUGCUGGUGGGAGACAUCAGAUAUGGAAAACCGGUAGACGUGUGGGCUGUCGGUUGUCUGUUAUUAGAGAUGUUCACAGGUCAGCCUCUGUUUCCCGGAGACUCAGACCUUGACCAGAUUCACCACAUCACCAGGUGCUUUGGUCACCUGACAGCUCGUCACCAGGAGCUGUUCUACAGGAAUCCUGUUUUCUCAGGAGUCAGAUUGCCUGAAUGUUAUGGUCAAGUUCUGCUGAGUCAGCGCUUCCCGACAGUCCCCCCCGCCGCCGUGGACCUGGCUCAGAGCUGUCUCCAGAUGGAUCCAGAAAGACGAGCUCAUUGUUCCGAGCUGUUAGAACAUCCUCUGUUCACUCAAGACUCUUUCCACCUCAGGUUCUUGAAUGAGCUAAAUGCUAAGAUCCAGAAGGACCACAGAGAAAACUCGAACCUUCCUAGACUAACCAAAACCCCCAGACGCCAAAAGGAAGAAAGGAAUGAGCAAAACCAGAGAAGCAAGAAACAACUGGAAGAGGUGAGUGAGAAGGUUUACAAGGAAAUGGAGAAGAAAGACAAUAAGGAAGAAGAGAAGACGGAGAAAACUAAGAGAAGAGCAAAGUUUUGUAAAACUACUCGGAACACCUCUGAACCUUCAAGGAGCAACAAACAAUCCAGGGCCUUCACAGGCAAAGCUUUCCAAAAUGCAGCAAGAGCUUCAGUAGCCAUGAAAAGUAAAACAGGAAAAUCCACUGGUGCAGGGUCGAGGAAGGAAUUCACUAAAUCAGAGAAAACCUCCACCACUGAUUCAUCAGUGGUGAGAGUUCUGAAGGACAAUAACUCAGAGACAGAAGAACCUCAACAUGAGACAGAUGCUCCUCCAGAACCAAGAGAAGAUCAUUUACAAAGCACAAAGAAGAAACAAGAUGGACACUCCACUGGCUUCUAUUCUAGUUGCACAGGCACAGCCGUGUCAAGUGAAAGAAAUGAGAUGGACAUCUGCAGAUCUUCUAAAUCAAAGUCAAGUCAAGAGUAUAUGAAGAAGAGCUGGAACAGCCCAAACCUGAGAGUUCCCCAAAUGUCUAAAAGCUCCACCACAGACCAUGUGAGUUCAUCUUUGACAAGCUUCCACCAAACAGCACCUGAAGCAGGUCAGCCGUCAGGCAGCGACCACACGGAGGCCAGCAGCCGAACCACACCUGCUGUCACCAAGCCAUGCCAGGGUCUUCAUUCUUCAGAACAUCUGAACAACCAACUGACCUCAGAGCGAACAACAACUUCUGAAUGUUCAAAAGUCUCCAGCUCAGGUCCAGAAAUGACCAGAACCAACACGUCAGUGUCCAUCAACCCGUCAGGACCUCCUACCUCAGAUCUUAAAGAGGCUUCUCCUGCACACAGCACUGUGACACCACCCAGAGGAAUCUCAAAUCCCAGGUUACACAAAGCUGACUCCACUUCAACUGCUAAACCCUCAGAGGACACCACAUGUGCACCCAACAAACCCUCAGAGGACCUUCCAGAAGACAAGGACCUUGUGGAAGUACUGAUUGAAACCCAAAAUCAACUGGGGAGUUUUAAAACCGAGGUUCACAAAUACUUAAAAACAAGCCCAACAAAAAGAGCAGCUGGAGACCACAUGCUAAUAUCCAUCAACCAAGAUCCUGAACCUUCUGAGUUCUGCAGUGUUCAUCUACAGAGCCCUUCUAGAUCCAAGAUCUCCUCAGAGUCCAGGACACCUUCAGACCCAACGCUGAGCGAAAUCCAGAAAGCUAACACGUCAAUUCUGAAAACACUGAAAAUCUGUGGUAAGGAGAACAGAGAUGAUUCUGGGUCCGUCAGUGGGACCACCAGGUCUUCAGGAGAUGAAACCUCAGAACCUUCUGGAAUCUCAAGUCACACGGAGAAGAAGAAAAGCAACAGAGUCAAAUCUGAUGUGACAUCCUUUAGAGUCCCUCACUCCAAAUCUAUGAUUGAACAAUCUCAAGCAAAGCUUUGGUGUUUCGGCAACAACACGUCCACUGCAGCCGUGAGGGAGACAAGGGACAACGAGAGGAAGGACUCUGUGUCCACCGGCUCAGAGUCCACGUCCGUCCCUUCUACAUCAACUCCAGACCACAAAGCUCCGAAGAGGAGUUUCGUCCUACAUAGCAUGGACCCUGCAGAUAUACUCCAUUCCUCUCCACCACCUCCUCCUCCGUCCUCCACUCCUCUGCUCCUCCCCCCGUCCUCCACUCCUCUGCUCCUCCCCCUGUCCUCCACUCCUCAGCUCCUCCCCCUGUCCUCCACUCCUCUGCUCCUCCCCCCGUCCUCCACUCCUCUUGUCCCCUCGGUCUCUUGGUUGGUCAGUGACCACCUCCGCCUGGGGACAGCUCUCCGUGAUGGAAACCCCGGUCUCAGGUCUGUGGACAUCAUGAAGCCUCGGGGGGGCGUGUGCAGUCGACGGGUGGAACCGUCUCAGUGGAGACACGUUCCAGCGUCUCUCACUUCCAAGGUGUCCGGUCACACCGGGAUCAGCGAGCGCCUCCUGGUGGAUCGUUGUAGCAGCAGCGGAGUCGUCCUCAACAGAAAGAAGUCAGACGUCCGUUUUCCAGAUUUAAGAAACUCGAGAGGACGAGAUGGCAAACACAACCACGGCGUCACCACGGAGACCAGGACAGACAUGGUGUCCCCGUCCGGUGGACAUCUGGACAGAAAGGACAACCAGCCGCCACGUCCAUCCUGAACCACGCCCCUCGAGUUUAUUAAUGAGACACCACAACAGAAACAUUGUGUACUUUUUUAAUGGGAGUUCAUUUAUUUUUUUGUUGAUUAAACAUUUUUAAAACUUGUCAUUAAUGUGUAA
This is a messenger RNA of Platichthys flesus (European flounder), 3478 nucleotides long. RefSeq names its product cyclin-dependent kinase-like 5. Gene Ontology annotation, biological process: intracellular signal transduction; protein phosphorylation. Lineage: Eukaryota; Metazoa; Chordata; Actinopteri; Pleuronectiformes; Pleuronectidae. Bases 158 to 3358 code for a protein of 1066 amino acids. Gene Ontology annotation, cellular component: cytoplasm; nucleus. Gene Ontology annotation, molecular function: MAP kinase activity; ATP binding. The record is from RefSeq and is a predicted model, not a curated record. The transcript is spliced from 11 exons.